UCAUGUAGUUGGCUGUGAGAUCGUAUACUGUACCUCCAGCUGCCUCUUACGAUCUAAAUAUUAAUAUAUUUAAUGUUCUGUUGUUCAUGUUUUUGUAGUGUUUUCUGCUUUGAAACGUUGGGAUUAAAACCGAUGCUACAAUGGGGGACCAGUGCAGCGACUUCUUCGAAGUUUACCAGACCUUCUCCGACCAGCUGGAUUUGAGAAAUCUGCUUCAGUCUCAGAAUCUGAGCUGCGAUGACUCGGAUUACGAUGUCUCACGGUCCGAGAAGCAGGAUUUCACGGCGGACCAGACCUUCAGAGCGGCCAGGACGGUAGUCGGGGUAGCGUUAGUUUGCAUCAUGCUCAUCUGCGGUGUCGGUAAUUUCAUCUUCAUCGCCACGCUCGCUCGCUGUAAGAAGUUCCGAAACCUGACCAAUCUGCUGAUCUCCAACCUGGCUAUCUCGGAUUUCGUGGUUGCCAUCGUGUGCUGCCCCUUUGAGAUGGAUUACUACGUGGUGAAGCAGCUGUCGUGGGAGCACGGCCACAUUCUCUGUGCCUCCGUGAAUUACCUCCGGACCGUUUCUCUGUAUGUGUCCACAUACGCACUCCUGGCCAUUGCAAUAGAUCGAUAUCUGGCCAUCGUGCACCCGCUGAAACCUCGAAUGAAUUACCAGACUGCCUACGUGCUGAUCGGUGUGGUGUGGCUCGGCUCUCUGCUCAUGGCCAUCCCAUCCGCCUACUUCACGGCCGAGACCACCAUUCCAUACACCCGCACUCAGGACAAGGUGUUCUGCGGCCAAAUCUGGCCCACGGACCAGCAAAUAUCCUACAAGUCCUACUUCCUGUUCAUCUUUAUCCUGCAGUUCGUGGGACCCUCGGUGACCAUGGGUCUCUGCUACGCUCAGAUCUCCAAAGAGCUCUGGUUUAAGCGUGUGCCGGGUUUCCAGACUGAACAAAUUAGGAAAAGACUGAGGUGCCGGAGGAAGACGGUGCUGAUGCUCGUAGGCAUUCUAACUGUUUUUAUAUUAUGUUGGGCGCCUUAUUAUGGAUUUACAAUAGUUCGAGAUUUCUACCCGGCCCUUGUUCUGAAAGAGAAACACUACAUUACGGUAUUUUAUAUGGUCGAGUGCAUUGCCAUGUGCAACAGUAUGAUUAAUACGGUGUUUUUUGUGACAGUUAAAAACAACACUGUGAAAUACUUCAAGAAGGUGUUGUUGCUGAGAUGGAAAUCUACCCAGGGCGGGAGUAGCAAAUCGACGCAGGAACUUGACGUGAGGACAACCGGUGUGCCACUAUCGGAAGAGGUUGACAAAAUGCAGCUGAAAUAGGUUCCCAAAGAUAAAGGGGCCUACUGACUUAACACUGGUGCGUGCUGAGAGACUGGGCUCUGGGUCACCGACCACAGGCGGUGGAGCUGUGUUUUGUGUGAUAGUCGGGGUGUGUGUAAGGUGUCACUAAUCAGUGGUGCCUGUUGUAUUGUAAACGUGGGGGACUAUUUCAUUUAUUUGUUUUGUCAAACUCAGAAAGUCACGCCUAUCCCAGGGUUAGAUUUACGCUAUUUCCAGAACUGUUCUUCAGAUUAUCAACAAAUACUCUGAUACGGUAACAAACAUUGUACGAAAUUAAAAGUUUAUAAAACUUAAACAAGGAGUCAAAAAAGAAUAAAAUGAAUUACAGCGAAACAGAUCUGAAUCAGUGUUGUAUUU
This is a messenger RNA of Pristis pectinata (smalltooth sawfish), 1688 nucleotides long. Its product is annotated as prokineticin receptor 2-like. The coding region runs from base 141 to 1310 and encodes 389 amino acids. Gene Ontology annotation, cellular component: membrane. Gene Ontology annotation, biological process: neuropeptide signaling pathway. The transcript has 2 exons. Lineage: Eukaryota; Metazoa; Chordata; Chondrichthyes; Rhinopristiformes; Pristidae. Gene Ontology annotation, molecular function: neuropeptide Y receptor activity. The record is from RefSeq and is a predicted model, not a curated record.